AUGGGUUGUCGAAUCAUCUCUGGUGGCUGUCACUCGGCGGAGCGAAAAAACGACGACUUUGCGGCUCUCCGACGACUAUCACUCGACAGAGAGGAGCUGGAUGGAGGUGGGGCACAUGUUAGGGAGCUUCAUCCUUAGGUCCACACAGCAAGAGGAGGCUUUUCAUCGCAUCUGGUAUGCUUUCAAGAGGUGGUGACUCGUCUCCUAAAGGAUCGUCCUCUUCUUGAUGACAGCUUGUUCAUCGAUCAAUCGGAGAUGAUUUACUUGAUGGAUUCACGAUCUUUUUAUCGCAAAUCAUUCAUCAAUUUUAGUAGCAAUGCUCUACGAAUUGCAUUGACGAGAUUUUCGUCAAUGAUCUAGUGAUUCUAAUUGCUUAAUCCUUCACCGGCAAUCUAUAGGAAAGUCGUGAUAAUUAGAUAAAAAUAUAUGAAUUUUGACUCUUAGAAGAUUUGAACCCGCACCGGUCGCCUACCUCUUCUGAAAAAGGUGUGACGCGGGUUUAGUCCCACAUCAGUUGUGCACCGAUUUUUCAGACAAAUAUAUAGUAAUGUUAGCUUUCUAGGCAAGUCACUUCUUUCGCGUAUACGACCACUCCUUGCCCCACACCUGCUGGCCACCGGUGACGUGGAAGGGGAGUGGCACACACGUGCCCCUAUCAAUCCAAGCCAAGUUGCUCGAGCCCCUGCUCGUGGCUAUUCCUCGACUAUGCUUUCGACCCACUUACAGGCCCGACUGGCCAGCCCCCAUUUUGCAAUAUUUUUAUUUUUAUUUUUUGUUCUUCAUUUAUCUCAAAAGUAAGACUAUAAAAAUUGUAUAAAAUUACAUAAUUACCCAAAAAUUCACAUUAAUCAACUAAAAACUACUUUUCACACUUUAAAAUAAAUAUGUCUAUUUAUCAUAAGUUAAAGCUAAAACUAUAUUAUUUAAUAAUUAUUAACUCAUGAUAAUAAAGACUUAUCACACCCCCAACUUAAAUCAUUGUUAGUCCCUUAGCAAUAGAAUUAUGAAAAUAAAAUUUUACAAAUCUCAAAUAUCAUAUUUUAAUACAGAAAAAAAAUACAAUUAGAAAUGAUGCACCUUUAAAUACUUUGAAUUCUUAUAUCAAGUAUUUAAGAAUGAUGUCAAGCACUUAAAUGUUUAAACACUCAUUGGAAUAACAAUUUAGACUUCACUUCUUUUAUUCACAUCUUUAUCACUUCUUCACUCAUAGAUGUAAUUUACAAGAUGUUUCAAUUAUCAAUACUCAUCCAAGAAUAAUAUUGAUCCUACAAUUUUCUUUUUUUAUGGCUUGAUUUUUGAAGUUUACAUUAUACUUCUUCCUUUUAUAUAUAUAUAUAGUAGAUAAGUAGUUUUUUCUGUAGACAAAUUUUGACAAUAAAAAUUAUGUCUCACACCCUCUAUGUGUACUCUUAAUUUCUAGAUUUUUCACAUAACUCCCUCUUUUUUUUUUUCGAAAUAAGUGAUUUUUCCUCACAAGUCCUAUAGAUCAGGGUGCAAAAAUCUCCAUUAAACUCAAAUGAUCAAUCAAAUUUUUACAUCAAGUAAAUACUAUUCAUCAAGAUCAUGAAGUGAAAAUUAGUAAAAUUAAAUCCAUGUUAUCUAUCAUGUAUCCAAAGAGUAUUCCAAUAUUUCAUGCUACUAAAUCAUUCUUUUGACUUAAUAAUAAUCUUCUUAGUAUCUAUUUGAUAUCAAUCAAUCUAAUUGAUUUAAUUUUUCAUGUAUGUAAUAUGAUGUAAGAAAUUUAUAAAUUAGAUAGUUCUGAUAGUUCUGUUUUCUAUUUUCAGUUCUAUUUUUAGCAUAAUAAAUUUGUCAAAAAUAAAUCAAAACUAUCAUCUUUAUAGUUGUAAUUUUGAAUUUUAGUAAUAUAUGUCUAGGGGAUUGAAAUGUGAGAAAAGGGUCUCUAGAAUUUCCAAUUUUAGGCUGUUUUUUGUCUGCUGUUUUUGACAGUCUGUUGUUCUUAACAGAAAACCAGAAAAAUAAAUGUUGUAGUUUUUCCGAAUUUUAUUUUAUUUUUAUUUUUUUAGUUGUUGUUCUAAGUUGAAUUAAAUACAAACACAUGUUCUUAAUCGUCCUACAGCAUAAAUUAAUAAUGAAUACUUCACCCCCCAACUUAAAAAUGACAUUGUCCUCAAUGACACAGAAAAGUCAAAAUAGAAUAUGUAGAAAAUAUAAUUUUCAAGUGAAGCAUACAUAUCUAUAAAGUUAAGCAUUAAAAAUAUUUUCAUAAAUGAUGAAGCUCAAAAAGGCAUCACCUCAACCUUGUUUUUAAAGAGCAUCUUACACUCCUCCUACUACACUUUUUUGAAGAAACAAAUACAAAAAUAAGUAUUGUGAAAUUCUAAGAAAAAUAGAGCUAAAAAAAAUAAAAUAAAAAUCAAACAGAAUGAAAUAAAAACCAUGGGUUGCCUCUCAUGUAGUGCUGAAUUUAAUGUCUCCAACUAGACUCCUUGAUCUUACUCUUGAAUUUCUUUUAAUAAUAAAAUUUCUUUUUCUGCAAGGCGUUCAUGUUCUAUGUAAUGUUUAAGCUGUUGUCCAUUUACCUUAAAGUUAUGAUCACUUUUAGGAUCUUUAAUCAUUAUAACCCCAUGAUCAUAUGUCUCUUCCACCACAUAAGGCCCUUUUUAUUUUGAUUUUAAUUUUUCUAGGAAUAAUUUCAACCUAGAAUCAUAUAACCACACUUUUUGUCCAACAUCAAUUUUUUUUCUACUAAUGUAUUUAUCAUGAAAAGUUUUAAUUUUUUCUUUAUAUAUUCUACGAUUUUCAUAAGCUUCAUUCCUCAACUCCUCUAGUUUAUGUAGUUGAAAAAUUAUAUGCCCACCAGCUGAUUUUUCAUCCAUACAUAAACUUUUUAUAGCCCAUAAUGCUUUAUGCUCUAUAUCCAUAGGAAGAUGACAUGGCUUUCCAAAAAUGAGAUGAAAUGGGGACAUACCUAUGAGAUUUUUAUAAGCUGUUAUAUAAGCCCAUAAUACAUCUUGUAAUUUCGUGGGUCAAUCUUUCUUAUCUGGUCCAACUAUUUUUCUCAAAAUUCUUUGAAUUUCCCUAUUUGUUACUUCAGCUUGCCCAUUUAUUUAGAGAUGAUAUGGAGUGGCUACUUUAUGGUGUACUCCAUUCUUUUUCAAUAGUUCCCUAAAAUAUUUAUUUGUAAAAUGUGUUCCUCCAUCACUAAUAAUCACUCUAGGACAUCCAAAUCUCGAAAAAAUAUUUUCCUGCAUAAAUUUCAUCACGAUUUUAUGAUCAUUAGUUCUAGUAGUAAUAACUUCCACCGACUUCAACACAUAAUCAAUAGCAAACAAAAUAUAUUGAUAUUUUUCAAUUGAUGGGAAGUGACCCAUGAAAUCUAUUCCCCAUACAUCAAAAAUUUCGACUACUAACAUGUUACUCAUGGGUAUUUCAUCUUUUUUACUCAUGUUACCUAUAGAUUAGUAUGAAAUACAUGUUCUACUAAAUUUUAUAGAAUAUCUAAUGAUUGUAGGUCAAUAAAAUCCACACUGAAAAAUUUUUGUAGUUAUUUUUCGUUCAAAGAAAUGACCUCCACAAUUAGAUGAAUGACACAUGUUAAUAAUACUAUGAUAUUCUUCUUCAGGAACACAUCUCCUUAAAAUUUGAUCAUUGCCCAAGUAAUAUAAAUCAGGAUCAUGCCAAAAAUAAUUUCUAAUCUUAGAAAAUAAAUAAUGUUUUCUAUUCUUAUCUCAUUGUUCUAGAGUUUUUCCAAAAACUAGAAAAUUAACAAUAUGUGCAUACCAUGGUGAUGGUUGAUGUUGAGCUGCCAUCAAUUGUUCAUUUGGAAAUACAUCUUGUAAAGGUGUUGCAUUUAUUUCUAUAUCACUUAAUCUAGAAAGAUGGUCAAUAACAAUAUUUUCGAAACCUUUUUUAUCUUUUAUUUCUAAGUCAAAUUCCUGCAACAAUAAAAUUCAUCUUAAUAUACGCGGCGUUACAUCUUUCUUAUUUAACAAAUAUUUUAAUGCUACAUGAUCAGUAUAAAUAAUAAUUUUAGCUCUCAAAAUAUAUGAUCUAAAUUUUUUUAACAAAAAUACUAUAACUAACAACUUUUUUUCAGUCGUGGUAUAAUUUAAUUAAGCAUCGGAUAUAUGAAAUUACUAUGGGUUUUGACUCUUUUGUUUGUCCUAGAAUAGCCCCCAUUACAUAAUUCGAUGCAUCACACAUUAUUUCAAAGGGAAAGUAUUAAUCAAGAGCUUGUAAAAUGGGUGCCUCAGUAAGUAAUCUUUUUAUUUCGGAAAAAGACACAAAACAUUUCUCAUCAAAAUUAAAAGGCACAUCUUUAGAUAAUAGCAUGGUGAGAGGUUUAGAAAAUUUUGAAAAAUCUUAAAUAAAUUUUAUGUAAUAACCUGCAUGACCCAAGAAAGAUCUAAUUUGUUUUACUGAAUUUGGAGGUUUUAUUUUAGAUAUAAUAUCAAUUUUUGCUUUAUCCACCUCUAAACCUCUUUCACUCACAAUAUGACCCAACACAACUCUCUCUUUAACCAUAAAAUGUGAUUUCUCCUAACUCAAAACUAAUUUUUUCUCUAUACAUUUCUCAAGUACAUGCUGUAAAUGAUUUAAACAUUCAUCAAAUGAUUCACCAAAAAUAGAAAAAUUGUCCAUAAAAAUUUCCAUAUAUUUUUCAAUCAUAUUAGAAAAAAUAGAUAGUAUACAUCUUUGAAAUGUGGUUGGAGCAUUACACAGACCAAAAGGUAUGUGUUUAAAAGCAAAAGUACCAAAUAGACAAGUGAAAGUUAUUUUUUCUUGAUCUAAAGGGUUUAUAUAAAUUUAAUUAUAACCAAAAUAUCCAUCAAGAAAAAAAAAAGGUUUUUUCUAGCUAAUUUUUCUAGAAUUUGAUCAGUAAAUGGUAAGAGAAAAUAAUCUUUUCUAGUAACUGAAUUUAAUUUUCUAUAAUCAAUGCAAACCCUUUAGCCGGUAGUUAAUAUUGUUUGUAUUUCAUCCCUAUUUUUGUUUUUUAUAAUCGUAAUCUCUGAUUUUUUUAGCACUACUUGUGUAGGACUAACCUAUUUGCUAUCUAAAAUAAGAUAAAUAAUAUCAGCAGCCAACCACUUUCAAAUUUCUUUUUUUACAAUUUCCAUCAUGUUAAAAUUUAAUCUUCGUUGUGGUUCUCUACUAGUUCUAGCCCCCUCCUCUAGAUAUAUAUUAUGCAUGCAUAUACUUAUAUCAAUGUCCCUUAGAUCGUCCAUUUUCUAGCCUAUAGCUUUCUUAUUUUUUUGAAGUACAUCUAAUGAUUUUCCUCUUUCUUUUCUCUCAAAUUUCUAUUCUCUAUUUCCUCUAAUUCUUCUAGUACAUAGUCAUCAAUAAUAUCUGGAUCAUCAAAAUCAUCUAGAAGAUCUAUGGUAUGACAAUCAUAUACUUGUGAUUUCUUAAGAUCAUUUGGUACCUCAAAAAUUUUAAUUUCUACUGAUUGAUCUCCACAUGAAAUUUUCAUAAUACUUGUGGAAAAAUAAAUAUUUAUCUUUGCUGUAUGUAAAAAUGGCCUCCCUAGGAUGAUUGGUGUAUCAUAAAAUUGUCCAUUAAAAUCUAUUUCCAGCACUACAAAAUUAAUUAGAAAUUUACACCCUAUAACUGUUACUAUCACAUUUUUUAAAAUACCUUUAGGAUGUUUUAUGGAUCUAUCAGCAAAUUGUAAGGUAAUAGUAAAAGGUUUAAGAUCAAAAAUAUUAAAUUUAUCACAAAUACUUGCAAGUAAUAAAUUAAUACUAGCAUUGGUGUCAAGUAAUGUAUUCUAAAAAAUGGAUCCAUCAAUAUCACACAAAAUUAAAGGGGCACAUAUAUCUCUCAAUUCAUAUGGUAAUUGAUUUAAUAAUAAUGUACUAGCAUGCAUAGAUAAUUUUUCUACUCUAUGUGCCUUUUUUGAUGUACAAAUUUCUUUUAAAACUCUAGCAUAUUCAAGAAUAUGUUCAAUGACAGUGAGUAAAGGAAGACUAAUUUGCACAUCUUGUAAAAUUUUCUUUAUUUCUUUAUUGUGUUCCUUUUUCUUUCUUUGUCUAGGCUCUAGAGCUUUAGAAAAUGGAAUGGUUGUCUUCUCUUUCGAAAUUUCCUUAGUAGAAUCUAUAAAAUCCUCUUCUACUCCUAUUUGAUUUUGUUUUGGGUUAUCUACGUUUUCUUUUUCUUCUAAUAUUUGAGGAUAAGGAUCAGGUAAGGUCUUACUACUCUUUAAUGCAUUCACUAUCCUAACAUUUUUAUUUCGUGAGUUUUUUCUUAGAUUUAUGCUACUAGACUCCCCUUACUGAAAUCCUAUUGUUGGGUGAUUUCUUGGAUUUUCUACGGGCUGACUAGGUAGCUGUCCCUCUUCUCUCUUAUUCCCAAGGGCCUCUAUAAUUUGUUUCUGGUGCUGCAUCAUUUGAUUCAUAGUUUGUUGCAUCAUUUGGCUCAUUUGCUGCAUCAUUUCUAUAAUAUCAGGUUGGGUUUGAGAGGGCUGAUUUUUCUGAAAUCUAUUUUUUUGUUUUGGACGAAAUUCAGAGUUUGAAUUGGGUCUAAGUGUUUCUGGAUUUUGAAUAUUAUUUGGGUCUCUCUAUGAAAAAAUAUUUCUCUAAUUAAGAUUAUAAGAAUUUGAAAAAUAUUCUUUGUUUUUAUUAAAAUUGUGAGCUACUUACACUUGUUCUUACAUAGGGUGAAAUGAUUGAUCUAAAUUAUAAUAUUGAAAUUCAGAAUAAUUAUUUUCACCAUAAAUAAGACAUGUACUAUUCAAAUUAAGUUGAGGGUUAAAAGGCUUUCUAAUAUUGUCAAUAAGUAAAUCAAUUUUUUGUAAUCUUUGAUUAAUCUGAUUAACCUCAUUUCUAAGUUUAGAAUCAUCAUCAUGAUGUAAUUCAUAAAUUCCUCUCUUCUUAUCUUUGUCAUAUAAUUCAAAAGAGGCUUGAUCUCUAGAAUUUUUACUUAAAUUUUCAUAAAGAUUGUAAAUCUCAUCAGGAGUUUUCUCCAUAAAAGCUCAUCCACAUAUAGAAUCAAUCAUAUUUCUAUAUUACUUUAAUAAUCCAUCAUAAAAAAUUAUAUUGAGUUGCCACUUAGGUAUAGCAUGAUGAAGAUACUUCUUAAGUAAAUCUUUGAAUUUUUUCUAUGUCUCAUGCAAAGUUUCUCCUAGUCUUUGAGAAAAACUCUACAUAUAUUUUCUCAUAUUUUGAGUUUUUCCUAAGAGAUAAAAUUUUCGAAGAAAGGCCUAUUCUAUAUCUUUCCAGCUAGUUAAUUCUCUAUCUAAUGUGGAUAGCCAAUGGCUAGCUUUGUCCUAAGUGUAUGAGAAAAUAAUUUUAUCUUAGUAAUUUCCAGUGUAACUUGAGGGAGAUUAACUAAAUCACAGACCAUAUGAAAUUUUUCUAAGUGCUGAUGAGGUUCCUCUAAAGGCAAUCCAUGAAAAUUAGGGAGCAUUUGAAAAAUUCUAAAAUUUAUUUCGAAUUUAACAGUGGGUACUAAUGAGACUCUAAUAUUAGAUGCUCUUUGAAAUGAAUACAAGAUAUAAUAAUUUUUCAUGGCCAUAAGAUUUAUCUCAAUUUGACCUAUACUUCUUUAAAGAUGCAUCAAAAUUUAUCUUUCUUUCAAAUUUUUAGUUUUGAAUGAAAUAAUGAAAGAACUUUCUAGCCUUAGAUGCAAGGAUCUUUUACCAUGCAUAAAAAAAAUCAAUAAAUUUGAAGGAAAAGUUUAGUAAUUGUUACCCUUUUUCCAAAGAGCCUUCCAAGGAGAGUCCUUACCUUGCUUCAUUUCAUUCCCUUUUUAUAAAAAAAAAAUCGGCAAAAAGAAAAUAAAAUAAGAGUUAAUUUUUUUUUGUGUACUCUAAGAGAAAAACAAAAAAAUACUAAAUAUCAUGCAAUACAUCUUUGACAACGGCGCCAAAAUUUGAUGUGGAUUAGUCGUUGUAUAUUAAAUCACAUAAAUCUAAAUUUAUAAAACUAGAAAAUAUGAAUUUUUAGAUAUUUAGAAGUAUUUAUGAAUAAAUAUAUCAAUUAUAAUUCAAUAAAAUUUUCAAAAAUAGCAGUAAUUUUCCAAGUCGAUCACAGGGAUGUAGUAUAAUAUCUAGUAAUUAUUCAGAAUUUGUCUCAGUGAAUACAAUUUUUUAUGAAUUGUAUACUAGGAAAUGAAAAGGAAAUAUAUUUAAAAAUCACGAAAAAGGGAAGUAAGGGUGCGGAUGUCGGGAUAACGACAACGUCUGGUGAAUGCAAAUUGGGUAGAAAUAGAGUUCCGCUCGACAAUUCUUACAGAAGCGAUUACAGAUGAUUUAAUUAAUCAAAUUAAGAUCUGUAAAAGUCAGAUAAAUCGUAAUAGAACAAAGUAUAUUUUGGUAAGUUAAAAUCACAAAAAUUAUCACUAAAUAAAGAGUAAAGUAAAUUGAAAGCAGGAAAAUAGAGUUCCAACGUCGCGACGACGAUGCAUCGAAAUCCUGAGCAUUCGGGAGGAUUGUCGUGUAGUGUCCAUAGCCUUGAAGGCUCUCCUUGGACAAAGACGAUGUGGGCAAUCUCUAGAUUUCUUUGCGAAGUCUAGAGAUUAAUGAAAUGGGUCGUCGAAUUGUCUCUGGCGGCUGUCACCUAGCAGAGCAAAAAACGGUGACUUUGCGGCUCUCCGACAGUUGUCACCUGAUAGAGAGGAGCUGGAUGGAGGUGGGGCACGUGUCAGGGAGCUUCAUCCUUAG
This is a messenger RNA of Spirodela intermedia, 8620 nucleotides long. The record is from the annotation of a GenBank genome assembly. Lineage: Eukaryota; Viridiplantae; Streptophyta; Magnoliopsida; Alismatales; Araceae.